Molecule: messenger RNA, 3585 nt
Organism: Suncus etruscus (white-toothed pygmy shrew)
Lineage: Eukaryota; Metazoa; Chordata; Mammalia; Eulipotyphla; Soricidae
Gene: CHUK
Product: component of inhibitor of nuclear factor kappa B kinase complex
Exons: 21
Coding region: 63-2297 (744 amino acids)
Biological process (GO): tumor necrosis factor-mediated signaling pathway; positive regulation of transcription by RNA polymerase II; peptidyl-serine phosphorylation
Cellular component (GO): IkappaB kinase complex; cytoplasm
Molecular function (GO): ATP binding; IkappaB kinase activity
Source: RefSeq, a predicted model, not a curated record
GUCCUGGAACCGGCCUGGGAGCCGUGGCGGAAGGAACCCGAGGCCGCCUGCCCUCCCGCCCCAUGGAGCGUCCCCCGGGGCUGCGGCCCGGCGCGGGCGGGCCCUGGGAGAUGCGGGAGCGGCUGGGCACCGGCGGCUUCGGCAACGUCUGCCUGUACCAGCACCGGGAACUUGAUCUUAAAAUAGCAAUUAAGUCUUGUCGCCUUGAGCUAAGUACCAAAAACAGAGAACGGUGGUGCCAUGAAAUCCAGAUCAUGAAGAAGUUAAACCAUGUCAAUGUUGUAAAGGCCUGUGAUGUUCCAGAGGAAUUGAAUAUUUUGAUUAAUGAUGUGCCUCUUCUGGCAAUGGAAUACUGUUCUGGAGGAGAUCUCCGGAAGCUACUGAACAAACCAGAAAAUUGUUGUGGACUUAAAGAAAGUCAGGUACUUUCUUUACUGAGUGAUAUAGGGUCUGGGAUUCGAUAUUUGCAUGAAAACAAAAUUAUACAUCGUGACCUAAAACCUGAAAACAUCGUUCUUCAGGAUGUUGGUGGAAAGGUUAUGCAUAAAAUAAUUGACCUGGGAUAUGCCAAAGAUGUUGAUCAAGGAAGUCUAUGUACAUCUUUUGUGGGAACAUUACAGUAUUUGGCCCCAGAGCUUUUUGAGAAUAAGCCUUAUACAGCCACUGUUGAUUAUUGGAGCUUUGGGACCAUGGUGUUUGAAUGUAUUGCUGGAUACAGGCCUUUUUUGCAUCAUAUGCAGCCAUUUACCUGGCAUGAGAAGAUUAAGAAGAAGGAUCCAAAGUGUAUAUAUGCAGGAGAAGAGAUGAUGGGGGAAGUUCGGUUCAGCAGCCAUUUACCUCAACCAAAUAGCCUUUGUAGUUUAAUAGUAGAACCUAUGGAAAACUGGCUACAGUUGAUGCUGAAUUGGGAUCCUCAACAGAGGGGAGGACCUGUUGAUCUUACUUUGAAACAGCCAAGAUGUUUUAUAUUAAUGGAUCAUAUUCUAAAUUUGAAGAUAGUGCACAUUCUAAAUAUGACUUCUGCAAAGAUCAUUUCUUUUCUGUUGCCACUCGAUGAAAGUCUUCAUUCACUACAGUCACGUAUUGAGCGUGAAACUGAAAUAAGUACUGGUUCUCAGGAGCUUCUAUCAGAGACAGGAAUUUCUUUGGAUCCUCGGAAACCUGCCUCUCAAUGUGUUCUAGACGGAGUAAGAGGCUGUGAUAGCUAUAUGGUUUAUUUGUUUGAUAAAAGUAAGACUGUAUAUGAAGGACCAUUUGCUUCCAGAAGUUUAUCUGACUGUGUAAAUUAUAUUGUACAGGACAGUAAAAUUCAGCUUCCGAUUAUACAGCUACGUAAAGUAUGGGCUGAAGCAGUGCACUAUGUAUCCGGGCUAAAGGAAGACUAUAGCAGGCUCUACCAGGGACAAAGAGCAGCCAUGUUAAGUCUUCUUAGAUAUAAUGCUAACUUGACAAAAAUGAAGAACACUUUGAUCUCAGCAUCUCAGCAACUGAAAGCUAAAUUGGAGUUUUUUCACAAAAGUAUUCAGCUGGACUUGGAAAGAUACAGUGAACAGAUGACAUAUGGAAUCUCCUCAGAAAAAAUGUUAAAAGCAUGGAAGGAAAUGGAAGAGAAAGCUAUCCACUACGCUGAGGUGGGUGUUAUAGGAUACUUGGAGGAUCAGAUCAUGUCUCUGCACACUGAAAUCAUGGAGCUACAGAAGAGCCCAUAUGGAAGACGUCAGGGAGACUUAAUGGAAUCUUUGGAACAGCGUGCCAUUGAGCUAUAUAAGCAGUUAAAGCACAGACCUCCUGAUCAAUCCUACAGUGACAGCACGGAUAUGGUGAAGAUCAUUGUGCAUACUGUGCAGAGUCAGGACCGUGUUCUCAAGGAGCUGUUCGGUCACUUGAGCAAGUUGUUGGGCUGUAAACAGAAGAUUAUUAAUCUACUGCCUGAGGUAGAAAUGGCCCUAAGUAACAUCAAAGAAGCUGACAAUGCUGUCAUGUUUAUGCAGGGAAAGAGGCAAAAAGAAAUAUGGCACCUUCUUAAAAUUGCCUGUACACAGAGUUCUGCUCGAUCCCUAGUAGGAUCAAGUCUAGAAAAUGCUGUAACCCCUCAGGCAUCAGCAUGGCAGCCCCCAAAUUCAGAAGAACGUGAACAUCCUCUGACAUGUGUGGUAACUCCUCAAGAUGGGGAGACUUUGGCACAAAUGAUAGAAGAAAACUUGAAUUGUAUUGGCCAUUUAAGCACUAUUAUUCAGGAAGCAAAGAAAGAACAGGGCAAAAUUAUGAAUCUUGAUUGGAGUUGGUUAACAGAAUGAUUUUCCAUCUUCUCACCAUUUUCAUACCUGGAAGUAAUUGCUGCACAUGUUGGAAAGUUUUUUUCUAUGAAACAUCCUUUGGACUUGUCAAUGGAAGAAAUAGCUAUGACAUACUUAGAAUGAUUUACAAACAGGAUAUUUUAAUUUGGAUAUUUUUAACUUAGAUAAGACCUUAUGGGAAAAUAAAAAGAAUCCUUUUAAUACUACAUACAGUUAGUUAAGAGGACCAUUACAAUCUCUUUGAUUUGAAAAAACAGAUGGACUAAAAAUAGUGUUUCACGUUUAGCUCUUGGGCAUAAGGCAAUAGGCAAUACAUUUGAAGAAAACUUCAACUGACGUGUAUUUUAAGUAAAAGUUGUCUGUGUUGGGGCCAGAGAGGUGAUGCGAGCCUUAAGACAUCUGUCUGCCUUGCGCUCACUAGCCUAGGAUUGACCUUGAUUCAAUCCCCUGGCAUUGCAUAUGGUCCUCCAAGCCAGGAGCGAUUUCUGAGUGCAGAGCCAGGAGUAAUCCCUGAGCAUCAUGGGUGUGGUCGGAAAAAAAAAAAAAAAAACUGGUCUGUGUUUCUCCAGAAGAGACUGCUCACAAGUAAAAUUUGUACUUCUUGAACAAUAAAUUCUACCUCCUUGUGUUGCACAGUGCUCUUACUGGCAUCAUAAGGAAUUGACUCAAUCUUAGUUUUUUUGUCACACAUGGUAUCCCUUUCUUAUACAAGGGAUUGUUCAUCUGUGCCUUUAAUUCCAGUUGACCCAUGUUAAUCUCGAUGAGUGUGCUAUGUGUAUAUGUAUUUAAGAUGUACAUUUAAUAAUAUCAAAGUGAAGUGCCUGUUAAUUUAUAAUGUAUUUUGAAAGCUUUUGUUUUUUUCACUUGUAAAAUAAUCUCUCUGACUUGUUACACAAAUUUAUAAAGGUCUGCUUUCUCUCAUCUCGCAUUCUAAAAUCCAAAAAGCUCUGGAAGCAAGAUUUUCUCAAGGUUGGUAACAAAACGCAGUUACUUGCAAAUCUGAUUUGAGCCGACAUGGAAUCUGUUUAUCCCAAUUUGUGAAUACUCAUUUAUUUUGCUAAAGAACUAUGAAUGCUUUGAUUAUAGGGACUGGUAUGUGACAGACCUUGCUGCAAGUUGCAUCAUAGGAUACAUGCACUGAACUGUCUAAAAGUUGGAAAAGAGAAACAUCUACACCGCAAGGGUGGAGAUGUCAUUUAUAAUUUAGAAGGUAUUAUUUUUUUAAUGUGAAAUGCUUUUGUAUUUUAGAGUUUUUCACUUUGUAUAUUAAAUGAUAAUGAUUUUUAAA